AUGACAAGUUCAAUAAUUACAAAUCGAAUUCGAUCGGUGAGUGACGAUGACGAAGAAAUUAUUGAAUUUCUUAUGCGUAGAAAUCGACCUCGUGUUUUUCAAAACCGAAUUGAUCACAUCAACAAAUGGAAUGAUACUGAAUUUUUCCGAAGGUUUCGGAUGAAAAAACCAACUUUUAUGUACAUUUUGGGAAAGAUAGAAAAUACAUUGUCAACUGCUAAGAGGAUCACUUCAAUUACACCAAUGCAAAAAUUGUUGGUGGCACUAAGGUUUUAUGCAACUGGGAAUUUUUUAAUAACUGCCGGGGAACUCGUUGGAAUUAGUGAGCCGUCUGCUUGUCGAAUAGUACAGCAAGUGACAUAUGCUUUAGCAGAACUUCGUCCAGAUUGUAUAAAAAUGCCCCAAAAUGUGGAAGAAAUACGUCAAGUAUCCUACCACUUUUACAAGAUUGCAAAAAUGCCACGAGUUAUUGGAGCUAUUGACUGCACCCACAUUCGGAUAAACUCCCCUGGUGGUGAAAAUGCUGAGUAUUUCCGGAAUCGCAAGGGCUAUUUUUCAUUGAAUGUCCAAACUGUUGCUGAUGCUAAUCUUCAAAUAUUAGAUAUUGUAGUUCGUUGGCCGGGAUCAGUGCAUGACCAAACCAUAUUUUUAAAUUCAAAACUCAAGACAGAUCUAGAAAAUGGUCGGUUUGGAAAUAAUUUAUUAGUGGCAGACAGUGGUUACGCCAAUUCUCAACAUGUAAUCACACCACUUCUACAAACAAAUAAUAGAGUUGAGGAAAUAUACAAUGAAUCAUUGAUAAGAACGAGAAACGUAGUUGAAAGACAAUAUGGAGUAUGGAAGCGUAGAUUUCCAAUAUUAUCUUUUGGAUUUCGAAUAAAAUUGGAAACUACAAUGGCCGCAAUCGUUGCUUGUGCUGUGUUGUUUAAUAUUACUCGUACACAUGAUGGAGAAGAGCCACCAGAUGAUUAUGAAGCGAGAAACUUUAUAUUGGAACAAGAAGAACCCUCACAAACACCUGUACAUGCAAAUAGUAAUCAACAAUUUACUGCUAGGAACAGACUAUUAAAUGAUUAUUUUCCUUCAUUACUUGAUGGUAAUGGACAAUAG
Messenger RNA from Macrosiphum euphorbiae (potato aphid), 1110 nucleotides. Lineage: Eukaryota; Metazoa; Arthropoda; Insecta; Hemiptera; Aphididae. The record is from the annotation of a GenBank genome assembly.